UAGUUGACACCAGUAUAUAGCUCGUUGGGACAUCGAGACUGCCUGACUGCCUAAGCACUUGAAGACUUGAACACCACGACUCCUGAAGAUUGUCGUCUUCUCUGUGAGGAUUAAGCUUUUCUAGUGGUCAAAAUGAAGUUGGAAAUCGUAUCUGUCAUCGCUUUCAUCUGCUGUUCACUGUUUGUCAAGUCGUCAACCAGUGCAUUUACAUGCGAUCAGCUGGACAGGUGGAAGCUUCCCUACUACAGGUGUCGUUCUGGGGACCAAUGCAUCCUAACCCGUUAUGAGUGUGACUCCGUUUUGGAUUGUACAGAUUUUUCAGACGAGGAUCACUGUCAGACAGAGCAUGAAGUAAACUGUCGUGAGGAUUUUAAGGACAAGAAGACAAGGAAUGGGGAACCUCUGCAGAGUUUUCCUUGUCAGGAUAAAAUGUGUAUCCUGGGCUGUCAACGAUGCGACGGAUUCAGGGAUUGUGCAGACAACUCAGACGAAAUAGGCUGCACGGAGACAGAAGUCAGCCUUAGACCACCUUGCAACUAGAGACUUGCAUGCAGGGAAAUAGCGGUUAUACAGACCGUGAAUAUAUUAAAUGUUAUACAUGCCUUCAUAUACAUGAUUUUCAAGGUUGCAGAUGCCUAAUUGCUGCAAACAGGGGUCGAUCAUAUUGAUAGGAGGAAAUGAGAAAAGCAACCGUUUUCAUAAUAUUUGCCAGCUAUGGACGGCCAAAGCUUGCAAUAAUUUAACCUUUUUUUGGUGUCCGAUUUUACCUCAAAAUAUACAUUUGCUGCAUAUUUUCAGAGAGUAUUUAGUGCCAGUUUGUUUUUACUCUUAUGGUCGCUUCAAAAAGCUACUUGCAGGAAUGUGUUUAUAAGCUCUCAUUGAAUAUUCUUUUGCUGUUGUACUGACGGUCAGCCACAGAUGCACCAGUCAAUGGUAAGCAAAAAUGCGACUUGACGUGGAAAGAACAGACCCUAUAAGAACUUGUAGACUUCAUGUUAAGUUUCAGGCUUUUUCGAAAUCAAAUUGGAAUUAGGUAGUUUAUGAAUAAAUUUUGUUAUUUCCGCACAAACUGACAAAAUACAAUACUUGUAUACAAAUACAAUCGCUACUUAGUUCUUAACUUUCAUGUAAUUAUUUAUUUAUGGAAUUAAUUUUAUUUCAUUUUUAAUUUUGUGUUGUAAUCGCUCGAGGUGAGUAACCAUUGCUUGUUUCUUCAGACCUCUUUCUUUAUCGUCAAUAUUCAUUAAUCCAACUAUAAUUAUUGAUCGAAUAUUCCUAAGAUCAAAUUGUUUAAAUGUAGCACAGUUUCAUAGAAACAUCGAUAUACAAAUGUAUAUGACAUGUAUGAUCCAAAUAAUUACCGAUGUCAUGUUUCAUUAGUCUGGUUCCAAGACCUGUUGAUUCCCAGAUGUCUCUAAUCAACUAAUAGGACGUCAGAAGCUCUAAAAGUGAAGACAUUGCUGAAACCCCUGUUUCACCUAGGUGCGUAUAUGAAAUUAACACGCUUAAAUGGGGUUUAAAUCCUAUCCAUUGUGAUAUUCGUAGAAAUUGACAAUGCAUACAACAGAAUGAAACUGACAACGUUCAACUUGACAGAAUCAACACGGCAACAUAACAAGCAUCUUUGACCUGAACUCUGUUUUAAAGAAACGUCAGGGUUUUUGACGAAUUGAAUAUGCAGUGGAUCAUUGCUAAUUGCAUUGUCCUUUUGUUCCAAUACUUGUGCAACAUAAACGGAUCUGGUUCGCUAUUGUAACUGCCAUGCUGUUUGUUGGAUUUUAGGCAACAUUGUAGGCUGAAGGGCAGACUUGGCCAACGGUAUAAGAUUUUUUUUCUUUUGGAAUGUUUAAGGCUUGCUUUUUGUACCAGCUUUCAUUUGGGUGUUGUUUCUAUGUUUCUUCUGAUUUGGACAUUCCAAUGAAUCAGACUGCCUGACCGUGAGCAUGUUAAAAUACUCAUUAAUAUUAAUAUACUGUAUGUGGAAUACUCAAUCCCCUGCUCUGUGUUUGUCAAAAUAUUCAUCGAUAGAUAUAUCUGUGGAGUACUCAAUCCCCUGCUCUGUGUCUGUCAAAAUAUUCAUCGAUAGAUAUAUCUGUGGAGUACUCAAUCCCCUGCUCUGUGUCUGUCAAAAUAUUCAUCGAUAUUGUAUGUGGAAUACUCAAUCCCCUUGCCCUGUGUCAGCGAACCUGUCACCUUUCUCUCUCUUUUCCUUGUAUGAAAUUGUACCUGGUCAAAAUAGGAUGAGUCAAGCAGGGCAAGAGGCCAUUAACGUUUGUACAUUGUAUUUUUCUGCAUACAAAUGUUUGGCUUAGCACAAGAUUAUUUCUAUAAGUUUAACAUUUCUUUAUGUAUUCAAUUCCUGGUGCAUGUUACAUUUGUAUGUAAUGGAAGUGUGGAAAUAAAGGUGACAAUGAACUGAA
Acanthaster planci (crown-of-thorns starfish) is the source of this 2420-nucleotide messenger RNA. Its product is annotated as CD320 antigen-like. Gene Ontology annotation, cellular component: plasma membrane; apical plasma membrane; signaling receptor complex. Lineage: Eukaryota; Metazoa; Echinodermata; Asteroidea; Valvatida; Acanthasteridae. Gene Ontology annotation, biological process: receptor-mediated endocytosis. The record is from RefSeq and is a predicted model, not a curated record. Gene Ontology annotation, molecular function: protein binding; hormone binding.